Messenger RNA from Diversispora eburnea, 2154 nucleotides. NCBI's taxonomy places the organism in Eukaryota, Fungi, Glomeromycota, Glomeromycetes, Diversisporales, Diversisporaceae. The record is from the annotation of a GenBank genome assembly.
AUGGUUUCAGCGAGUAUAAUAAAACAGCGUGAAUCAUUACCGAUCUUUCCAUAUAGGCAAGAAAUUAUCGAAGCAAUUAGACAAGAAAAUUUGCUUGUCAUCAUUGGAGAGACAGGUUCCGGUAAAACGACUCAAAUUCCUCAAUAUAUUUUAGAAAGUUUUGACGAAGUUAAAUUUAUUGGAGUUACUCAACCAAGACGUAUCGCUGCUAUAACAGUCUCAACUCGAGUAUCCGAAGAACAUGGUACAAGAUUAGGUGAUGAAGUAGGUUAUAGUAUAAGAUUUGAUGAUUGUACAUCAUCAAAAACUCGAUUAAGAUAUAUGACAGAUGGUGUUUUAUUAAGAGAAGCAACACUUGAUCCACGAUUAGAACAAUAUAAUGUGAUUAUUGUGGACGAAGCUCAUGAAAGAACUCUGGAGACGGAUGUAUUAUUUGGAUUAUUAAAAACAACACAUAUUUUACGUCCAGAUUUAAAGAUAUUAGUGAUGUCAGCAACUCUGAAUGUUGAAAAAUUUUCGGAUUUCUUUAAUAGUUGUCCGAUUUUUGUUAUACCUGGAAGAACGUAUAACGUUCUUAUAAAUCAUCAUCGUGAUGCAAGAAUUAUUAGUUUAAAAUCAACAUUUGUGAUGCGUGCAGUGGAAACUGCGUUAUACAUUCAUUGUCAAGAAUCACCUGGUGACAUUUUGGUAUUUUUAACUGGUCAAAAUGAAAUCGAAAAGGCUUGCAGAGAUCUUUUAGAUCAAGAAGCUAAUUUAAAUUAUAGAAAAGACGUGAAAUAUGCCGAUGAAGUUCGAGGAAUAGUAGUUUAUCCUAUUUAUGCAUCUUUGGAAACUUUGGAACAGAAAGCUGUAUUCGAAGACCCACCACGAUACAAAAGAAAGAUUAUCUUCGCUACAAAUAUAGCUCAGCAAAAAUCAUAUGACCCAACCACUGGGAUGGAUGCUCUUUUGGUAGUUCCAAUUUCACAGGCUGCCGCCACACAAAGAGCUGGACGUGCAGGAAGAACUGCACCCGGAAAAGCUUAUAGACUUUAUAGUCGUGAAUCAUUUGAACAAAUGGAAAAAGAAACUAUACCAGAAAUACAAAGAAGUAGUCUUCUCGGUACAGUGUUAAGUCUUAAAAAAAUGGGAAUUAGAGAUAUUCUUAAUUUCGAAUUUAUAGAUCCACCGGAUUCUUUAUUAGUUAAGAAUGCUUUAAAACAAUUAUUUUUACUAGAAGCUAUCGAUGAUAAAGGAAAACUUACCAAUUUAGGUGAUGAAAUGUCAAUAUUUCCAUUAAGUCCAUUUUUAUCAAGGGUUUUGGUCGCUAGUUCAAAAGAAUUUGGAUGUAGUAGGGAAGUUUUAAUUAUUGUUGCAAUGUUAUCCGUGGAAGAAAUUUUUAUUUCACCAAGAUCUGAAGAAAAACAAUUUGAAGCGAGUGAGAGACGCAAAGAAUUCUAUCAUCCAUCGGGAGAUCAUAUGACACUCCUUAAUAUUUUUGAGGCAUACCUUGAUAAUGGAUAUAGUCGAGAAUGGUGUAAAGAAAGAUACUUAAAUCGUCGUACAUUAACAAUGGCCAAAAGUAUACGAGAUCAAUUAAGAGAAUUAAUGUUAAAACAUGAUCUUCCAAUAACUUCAUGUCGAAUCAAAAAUGAUGAUAAAUUUAAUGAUAAUAAUAGGUCAAGGAAAAGGCAUCGAAGAAAUUCUUACUCAGAUAUUAAAUAUGAUUCCAAUAAAAUAUUAGAAGCUUUUUCUUCAUCUUAUUACAUUAAUCUAGCAAAAAGACAUUCACAUCGACCAUUAUUUUAUCAUUAUGCUUCAGCACGAGCAUCCAAUAACGAAGAUAUCGAUGCAAAUUCUUCAUUAUUAGCAUUACAUAUUUCAUCUACUUCAUCAUUAUUUUCCGAAAAUAAAAUUGUUCGAAUGGAAGAUUUGGAUUGGGUAAUGUAUCAUAAUGUGUUAUACACCAAUAAGGCUUUAAUGAAAGUAAUUAGUAAAGUAAAAAUAGAAUGGGUAGAAGAAAAAUUAAAAUUAUUUGAAAAAUUGGUUAAAAAUUUCAAUAUUGAAGAAAAUAAGAUUAUAAAAGAAGAGGAAAAAAAGAAUCAACGAUUAGCAGCAGUUGAAGCUGCUCGACAAAGAGCUAUACACCGAAGAGCUUCUAAUAAUGAACGAUGA